GACAGGAAAAGUUAAAAUUCUUUUGCUUGUUAAAAUAGAAACCGGCAUUUUAUAAAAAAAUUCCGCAAUAAAUUAAAAAGCUAAAAAGAACAAAAAUAUUUUAUUUUUAUCUUAAAAUUAAUUAAGCUUCUCUCGUUUAAAUCAUACAAAAAUUUAUAUUUCAUUUGCUUGAAUUUUUUUUACAAAGAAAAGAAAAAAACAAAAUGGGUCUUCCAUUAUCGCCAGAUGAUCUCAAAAAAUUAAAAGUUUUUGUGGACUUGUGCUCUGGAUCUCCACAAAUCCUUAACAUGCCCCAAUUAAGUUUUGUAAAAGACUUCGUUGAAAAGUUUGGAGGAAAAGUGCCUGAAGGAGAAUUUAAGUUUCCAGGAGCUUGUCCAUUUGGUGCGAGUGCCUCAAAACCAGACAAUGCACCUAAGGAAGAUGUACCUAAAAAAGAAGAACCCGUUGAUGAAGAAAUGGAAUCUGAGGGUGAAUCAGAACUGGAACUGGAUAUGGAUGGUGUUAUUGAGCCUGAUAACGAGCCCAGUCAACCUAUGGGCGAUGAGACAAAAAUUCCUACGGAAGAAGAAAUCAAUCAAGCCAGUGAAUAUCGUGGUCAAGCAGCUGCUGCAUUUUCAGAAAGGGAAUUCCAGGAAUCCAUUGAUUUGUACACGAAAGCCAUUGAAUUGAAUCCGGGCAAUGCCUUGUUCCAUGCCAAACGAGGACAAGCUUUCCUUAAACUUAACAAGCCAAAUGCGUGCAUCCGAGAUUGUGAUCGUGCCUUGGAAUUGAACUGUGAUUCAGCUGCUGCGUAUAAAUUCCGUGGUCGCGCUCAUCGUCUCCUUGGUAACUGGGAAGACGCUGCAAAGGACCUGCGUCAAGCUUGCAAGUUAGAUUUUGACGAAGAUGCUGAUGAAUGGUUACGUGAAGUCACUCCUAAUGCUAAAAAAAUUGAACAACAUCGCAUUAAGCAAGAAAGAAAACGCGCUGAAAAAGAAUUGAAGAAGAGGCAAGAGCGCGUCCGUCGCACACAGGAAGCCAAUGAAAAGGCUAGAGAUCAAAACAAGGGCCGAAGUGGUUUUGGCGAGUCAGGCCCAGGUGCAGGUCCUGGGGGUUUGAACUUCCAGGAUGUUCUAGCAGCCUUAAAUGAUCCUGAAAUAGCUGCUGCUAUAGCUGAUAUCAGCGGAAAUCCAGCAAAUGUGGAAAAAUACAAAAACAAUCCAAAAAUUGCUAAAUUGAUCGACUUGAUGAAGGGAUCAGGCCUUGGUGGUGGAAUGCCCGGUUUCCCAGGAUUCCCAGGUGGCUUCCCUGGAGGUUUCCCAGGUGCAGGUGGCCCUGGUGCAAAUGCAGCACCAGAACCCGAACCAGCUGCUCCAAAAACCUCUUCACAAAAACCAGACUUUGUCGAUGAUGGUCUUGAUUGAAAUGACCGCUAAUAUUUUCAUUGAAAAACAAAUAUAUUAUAUAUAAAACACAACCAUUCUAAACUGAAGCAUUUUCUUUGGAGUUGGUUGAACCAACAAAUUAUUAAUUGAACGCUUCAUCACAUACCUAGUUCGCGAGUAUAAUAAAUAAAAAAAUAAAUUACCAAUUCUGUUUGUUCAAAUAAUAAUACAUAUUAGAAUUCUAAAUAUUAAUUUUUUUAAUUUUAUUCUAAAGGUUUUCUCGAAAAUAUAUUUUGAUUUUAAGAAUAA
Messenger RNA from Episyrphus balteatus (marmalade hoverfly), 1673 nucleotides. RefSeq names its product hsc70-interacting protein 1-like. The record is from RefSeq and is a predicted model, not a curated record. NCBI's taxonomy places the organism in Eukaryota, Metazoa, Arthropoda, Insecta, Diptera, Syrphidae. Gene Ontology annotation, molecular function: protein dimerization activity; Hsp70 protein binding. Bases 204 to 1403 code for a protein of 399 amino acids. The transcript is spliced from 3 exons.